Molecule: messenger RNA, 651 nt
Organism: Limanda limanda (common dab)
Lineage: Eukaryota; Metazoa; Chordata; Actinopteri; Pleuronectiformes; Pleuronectidae
Gene: fgf20b
Product: fibroblast growth factor 20b
Exons: 3
Coding region: 1-651 (216 amino acids)
Biological process (GO): positive regulation of gene expression; animal organ morphogenesis; cell differentiation
Cellular component (GO): cytoplasm
Molecular function (GO): fibroblast growth factor receptor binding; growth factor activity
Source: RefSeq, a predicted model, not a curated record
AUGGGUGCUGCCGCCGCUUCUGCUCCUGCUCUGGGGGAAGUUGGAGGCGUCUUGCACGGCAUCGACGGUGUCGCACACGUUGGGUCCCAUUUCUUCCUGAGCCCCCUGGGGGACAGUCCCACGCUGCUGCUGGGGGACCACCUGGUACCCGGGGACAGGCUCUCCCGGAGCACCGCAGCGGAUUUAACGCACCUCAAAGGGAUCCUGAGGAGGAGACAGCUGUACUGCAGGACGGGCUUUCACCUGGAAAUGCUUCCGGAUGGCACAGUGCAGGGGACGAGGAAGGACCACAGUCGUUUUGGUAUUUUGGAAUUCAUAAGUCUUGCUGUUGGGUUGAUAAGCAUUAGAGGGGUGGAUAGCGGACUCUAUCUCGGCAUGAACAACAAAGGAGAGCUGUAUGGUUCUGAUAAGCUCUCGGCCGAAUGUGUCUUCAGGGAGCAGUUUGAGGAGAACUGGUACAACACAUACUCCUCCAACCUCUACAAGCACGGAGACAAAGGGACGCGUUAUUUUGUGGCAUUGAACAAAGAUGGGACACCAAGGGAUGGGACUAAAUCCAGGCGACACCAGAAAUUUACCCACUUCCUGCCCAGGCCUGUGGACCCUGACCGAGUACCGGAGCUGUACAGAGACAUCCUGGGCCACAGCUGA